CUCAAGAUGGCGGCGACCAGGGGCAGCGGUGACAGCGACAGCGCGGUGGCGGCUCUCGGCCCGUCCGCGGCCCGCAAGCACCUGGGCAUCCCCGAGGCCGUGUUCGUGGAAGAUGUAGUGGCCUUUAUGAAGCAGGCUGGUAAUGAAACAGCGGACCUGGUGUUGAGGAGGCUGGACGAGCAGUACCAGAAAUACAAAUUCAUGGAAUUGAACUUAUCGCAGAAAAAGAGAAGGCUAAAAAGUCAAAUCCCAGAAAUUAAACAGACUUUAGAGAUCUUAAGACACAUGCAGAAGAAAAAGGAUUCCACAGAUCCUAUGGAGACGCGCUUCCUCCUGGCGGACAAUCUCUACGCCAAAGCAUCCAUCGCUCCGACAGAUAAAGUGUGCCUAUGGUUGGGGGCCAAUGUAAUGCUUGAAUAUGAUAUUGACGAGGCUCAGGCUCUGCUGGAGAAGAAUCUAUCCACUGCAACCCGUAACCUAGAGGGACUAGAGGAAGAUCUAGAUUUCCUGCGAGACCAGUUCACCACUACAGAAGUCAACAUGGCGAGGGUGUAUAACUGGGAUGUGAAAAGGAGAAGCUCAGAAGCAGCCUCUAAGAAUAGUGCAUAAUGCCACAUACACACCACACAUCUACCAACACACACACAUAUGCACACAAAACUAUUUUUACACUUGGUUUAACUGUCAAAACUCACUGUUGUUUUCUCAUUAAGAACCCCAGCAAUUUGGCAAAAUUUGCAUUUCAGCCUUUUGAAAUCGGAACAGCUACAGUGAAAGGUGAAAUUGAAAAGCUUAAGAAAAAAUUGCGGGAGAGAGAGAGCCUGAAAUCACGGUUUAUUUAUUGGCGUAAACAUGUUGGUUUAUUGCAUGCUUACAUGCUGUUUGUGGGUGCGAAAAGACAAAGUCCACUGGGAGACGUGGAGAGGUUUGUGGGUGAGCAGCGGUGCAGCAGUCCGCAGCCCUGACAUACAAUCACCAUAGAUGCCUCGAGUAUCCGAGCCACAAGUUAUAUUCUCAAUGUGAUAUGACACCUGUAAAGAUUUUGUACGGUUCUAUCAUGAGAUGUUAUUAAACUGCUGAAUUC
Molecule: messenger RNA, 1084 nt
Organism: Callorhinchus milii (elephant shark)
Lineage: Eukaryota; Metazoa; Chordata; Chondrichthyes; Chimaeriformes; Callorhinchidae
Gene: vbp1
Product: von Hippel-Lindau binding protein 1
Biological process (GO): protein folding; microtubule-based process; tubulin complex assembly
Cellular component (GO): cytoplasm; prefoldin complex
Molecular function (GO): tubulin binding
Source: RefSeq, marked provisional